Messenger RNA from Rhagoletis zephyria (snowberry fruit fly), 2739 nucleotides. Its product is annotated as bromodomain-containing protein DDB_G0270170-like. The record is from RefSeq and is a predicted model, not a curated record. Gene Ontology annotation, molecular function: zinc ion binding; nucleic acid binding. Lineage: Eukaryota; Metazoa; Arthropoda; Insecta; Diptera; Tephritidae.
AAGUGAACCAGAAAAACUCAACUACAUGCUUAAAGCUUUACCCAGGGAGUACAGUUAUAUCGGUGACAUUAUUGACCUUGUACCCGAAACUGAGAGGACCGUAGAAUAUUUGAAAAGCAAAAUCAAAUUAAAAGCUAUUGAAAAUAAGAAUUCAUCGUCGUACGAGGACGAAAAUGCCAAGUCAAACGUAUUUACUGCUCAAUCUACAAAAACAGAAAAUAGAAGUUGUUACAAUUGCGGGCAAAUCGGUCAUCUACAAGGAGAUUGUAAGAAGGCAAACAACAACACUUCAAGAGGGAAUUCCAAUGUAACUCGAGGCAAAAGAGGUUCAUGGCGCGGUUAUAACCAAAGCAAUCGUGGGUAUUUCAACAGCUACAGAGGUAAAUUCCGAGGAAGAGGUCGUGGACAAAGAAAUUUGGGGAGAAACAACAACACGAGUGGCAACAACAAUGCUGGUAACUGCAGUAAUAUUUUCGUCGCAGGUGUAGUGAACGGAAUAUUACUUUCUUGCUUGACAGUGGAUGUUCCAAACAUAUAGUAAAUGAUGAUAAAUAUUUCUAUGGAUUUAAAAACUUGGAGAAAUCCGUAAUUGUAACCUUAGGCGAUGGAACUCCAAUGCAAGCAACGAAAGUAGGUAAAAUAAUGGCAAAUUUUGAUGUUUAUGAUCAAACAGAAACUAUUACCAUACAUGAUGUUUAUUAUGUUAAGGGUAUGCGUGCAAAUUUAUUAAGCUAUGGUAAGAUAAAUGAAAAUAAUAAGAUUAUUUCAUAGAAUGGUAUAUGUAAGAUAUUUUCCAAUUCAACGCGAAAACUAAUUGCAUUUAAAUAUUCUUUGCCGAAAAAAUUUAGUUGAUGGAUUACCAAAUAAAAUUGAUAAUGAUUAUGUGAAAUGCUGUAUUUGUAUAGAAAAUAAAAUGCACGCCUUACCGUUCAAAAAUUAUAGAGUGAAAGCUAAUGACAUAUUACAAAUUAUACAUACAGAUUUAAAUGGUCCACAUACAACUGUGGGAAAUUGUGGUGAAAAAUACUUUGUCACCUUUAUUGAUGAGUAUAGUAAGUUAACUAAAGUCUAUUGCAUAAAAUCAAAAGAUUAGGUUUUUAGUUGCUUAGUAGAAUAUGUAAACGAGGUAGAAAAUUUAAGUGGUAAAAAGAUUAAAAAGAUAAGGAUGGAUAAUGGAAAAAGUAUAUGAAUGAAAACAUUCGUAACUUUGUCAAACAAAAGGGCAUUCUGUUGGAUCCCUGUCCACCUUAUGUUCAUCAACUCAAUGGAACUGCAGAGCGUAUGAAUCGUACGCUUAUGGAUAUGGCAAGGUGUCUCUUGGCAGAAGCCAAUAUAAAUGUUAAAUUCUGGCCUGAAAUAAUUAAAGCUGCUGCUUAUAUUAAAAAUAGGACCCUAGCAAAUACUUCGGAGUUAAAGACUCCAUAUGAGAUAUUUUUUAAGAGAAAACCCGAUAUAAGGAAUUUACGCUUGUAUGGUAGUAGGGUUUUGUUAAAAUCCCUAAAGAAAAACUUAAAUCAAAGUGAGAUAAAAGAGCUGAACGUGGGGUGCUGCUGGGGUAUGAUAAUGUUGGAUACUGUGUAUUAGUAAAUAACAAGAUAAUAAUUGCAAGAGAUGUAGAUAUAGUUGAAAGCGAUACCAGAUACGUAGAUUUCAAAGACGCUUCUUCAGAAGAGUCCUUUGAAUAAACAGACGAAGAAACAGAAACAGAAAAUGACACAAGCCUAGAAUACCAAUCGCCGAAGCAAGAAAAAUCUCUUUCGCCUAAGUCCAGUACUCCAGUACAACAAGUUCGUAGAUCCACUCGACCAAGUACAAGUCAAUACAAGAAGUUUGUACCAAAUGUGAAAAUUGACAAUAAUUAUGUUUGUGAAGAUAUAUAUGCAAACUACUGCAGCUGUGUAACUCCGGAAUCAGUUGAAGACGCGCUAGCAAGUCCCGAAGCAAGUGAUUGGAAGCAAGCUAUGAGCAAUGAAAUAAAAAGUCUAAAUCAAAAUAAAACGUGGAAGUUGAUAGGCCUGCCAACAAAAAUAUUAUUGACGUAAAAUGGAUAUUCAAACAGAAAAAUGAUGGAACAAAAAUGGCACGCCUUGUAGCUCGUGGAUUUCAACAAAAUACGUACCUGUAUUUAAAAUGCAGACAUUGAAAAUUCUUUUAGCUUUUUGCUGUAAAAACGAAAUCCACAUACAUCAGAUGGAUGUAGAAACUGCUUUUUAAAUGGAACCAUCAAAAGUGAAGCUUAUGUCAAACAGCUCCCAGGUUAUAACAAUGGAUGUACACAGGUGUAUAAGUUGUAUAAAGCUCUCUAUGGUCUUAAAGAAAGCCCCAGACAGUGGUACGAAUGCUUUCAUACUUUUUUAGAAAAUUUAAAAUUUGAGAGAAAUAAUUAUGAUUACUGUCUAUAUUUUAAAAGCGUUAAUGGAUAUACUAUACAUAUAUAUACUUUUGUUUGUGGAUGAUCUUUUGAUUUGCUGCAAAGAUGAAAAGGUUAUAGAUGAAUUAAAGUCAAUUUUUUGUAAUAAGUUUAAAAUGAAAGACUUAUGAAAAGUUAAAAAUUACAUAGGAAUAAACAUUGAACAUAAUGUAAAACAGAAGUGUAUGAAAUUAAACCAAAAGCCGUAUAUAGAGCCAUUAGCCAAAAAAUACCAAAUUGAGAAUUCAAAGACAUUUAAACACCUAUGGAAACAAAUCUAAAAUUGUAUCCUGAAAAUAUUGAUUAUAACAUAAAAUACAGAAAUAUUA